GAUCAACCCACAUCAGCCCCCCGCCUGCUGGAACCGAUGCUCGGGAACUGUUGGGACCCGGUUAGUGUUGGUGCUGGAGAGGUGGAGGAUCACGGUGACAGGGGAUCGCGGCGAACCCCCCGCCUUGUGCAACACAUCUUCUAUUCUGCGGUAAAGAUGGCGGCGUCAGAGGGGGCGCGUAGCGGCCGGACAACGGCAAAACGAUCCUGAAAAGCUCCAGAUUUGACCGAAUUUCGCUCGUCGGGUACCGUCAAUAUCUGCUCGGACACCAUCUGGAUCACCGGAAUAGAGACAAUCGCUGUCACACGCCGGGGUUGUGAUUUUAUUUGUUAAAGGUAGGGUGGGUGGGUUUCACUGAUAACUGCUAACGUUAGCUAACAGGCUAGCCAAGCGAGCUAAUACGGGCUAGUUAGCUCGUUGAAGAAGAGCGGGGAGGGGAUUGAGGAAGACUAUUCGGGCCAGGCCGCUCCAGCUUUGGGGGAAUGUGAACCAGAGGUGCGCAGGGGGUUUGCUCGCUUCGUCCCAAACGUCCUUACGCCAAACUACCGGGAUGGGACAGCAGGUAGGCCGCGUCGGUGAGAGCACAUCGACCGGACUCCAGCCACCACAGCCCCACGCGUCCCAACCGCACCAAGGGAAGGGGAACCGGGGGAGCGGCGCCGGGAGGAGACCCCGAGAACCCGGCAGUAGCACCGGGACACCGCCAGGCAGGGCUGCUGCAGUCAACGUGCCCGACCCAGGGAUCAACAUAUUCACGCAGCAUUCAGAAGCUCUCCACCGGCCGUUCGGCCUGGACUCGGCGGCGCUGACGGAGGCGGUGCGCUGGAGCUCUAAGGAGAACCUACUGGGGGCGGCCGAGAGUGACCCUAACCUCUUCGUUGCACUUUAUGACUUUGUUGCCAGCGGAGACAACACGCUCAGCAUCACUAAAGGUGAGAAGCUGCGUGUGCUGGGCUACAACCAGAAUGGAGAGUGGAGUGAAGUGCGCUCAAAGAACGGCCAGGGUUGGGUGCCCUCCAACUACAUCACACCAGUCAACAGUCUGGAGAAGCAUAGCUGGUACCAUGGACCCGUGUCACGCAGCGCCGCAGAGUACCUGCUCUCAUCCCUCAUUAAUGGCAGUUUCCUGGUCCGGGAAAGUGAGAGCAGUCCCGGACAGCUGUCAAUUUCUCUCCGCUAUGAGGGCAGAGUCUACCACUACAGGAUCAACACAGCCUCUGAUGGAAAGGUGUAUGUGACGUCUGAGAGCCGUUUUGCCACUCUCGCUGAGCUGGUCCACCACCACUCCACCGUAGCUGAUGGACUGGUCACCACCCUGCACUACCCAGCACCCAAAUGCAACAAACCCACAGUGUACGGAGUGUCACCCAUCCAUGACAAGUGGGAGAUGGAGCGCACAGACAUCACCAUGAAGCACAAGCUGGGAGGAGGCCAGUAUGGGGAGGUGUACGUGGGGGUGGUGGAAAAGUACAACCUCACGGUAGCUGUCAAGACACUCAAGGAGGACACCAUGGAAGUUGAAGAAUUUCUGAAAGAAGCAGCAGUUAUGAAGGAGGUUAAACACCCAAACCUAGUUCAGCUACUAGGUGUGUGUACGCUGGAGCCUCCGUUCUACAUUGUGACAGAGUACAUGCCACACGGCAACCUGCUGGACUACUUGAGAGAUUGUGACAAGGAGGAAGUGAACGCUGUGGUGCUGCUGUACAUGGCCACACAGAUCUCCUCUGCCAUGGAAUACCUAGAGAAAAAGAACUUCAUACACAGGGAUCUUGCAGCAAGGAACUGCCUGGUUGGGGAGAAUCACGUCGUCAAGGUUGCAGACUUCGGCCUGAGCAGGUUGAUGACUGGGGACACCUACACUGCCCAUGCUGGGGCGAAGUUCCCCAUCAAAUGGACCGCACCAGAGAGUCUUGCAUACAACACCUUCUCCAUCAAGUCUGAUGUCUGGGCAUUUGGGGUGCUGCUUUGGGAAAUUGCUACCUAUGGCAUGUCUCCAUAUCCUGGAAUCGAUCUGUCUCAGGUCUAUGACCUCCUUGAGAAAGGUUACCGGAUGGAACAGCCCGAGGGAUGCCCACCUAAAGUCUAUGAACUCAUGAGAGCAUGUUGGCAGUGGAGCCCAUUAGACCGGCCUUCAUUUGCAGAGAUCCACCAAGCCUUUGAAACAAUGUUUCAUGACUCCAGCAUCUCUGAAGAGGUAGCAGAGGAGCUCUGUAAGACGGCCUCCUCUGGUCACUGUGGACCACUGCACUCUUUCAGUCACGACAUGCCCCUGUUGCCUUCCAAAUCUCGCACACUCCACAAGCACACAGAAAACAAGGAAAACAUUGAGGGUGGACUCGACGGACGAUCUGACCACAGCACGCACAGUCACUCAGGCUGGGCUUCUUCUUUGUUUGGAGGGGACGGCCGAUCAGGCAGCUCCCCGGCUUUGCCUAGAAAACAGCAGUCACGAGAUAAAUCUCCGGCCAGCCUUUUAGAGGAUGCACAGGAUAUGGGCACAUUUACACGAGACCGCAAGACUGGCUUCUUUAGCUCCUUCAUAAAGAAGAAAUCUUCCUCCUCUUCCUCCUCCUCACCAUCCUCUCAGCUCCAACAGAACCUCCCGACGCCACCCAAGAGGAGCAGUUCUUUCCGAGAGAUGGAAACGCAGCCUCACAAGAAAUACGAGCCUACCGCUGAUUUCAGCGCUCCUCCUCCCCUACCCCAGUCAGACAGUCUUAGUGGGUUCUCUGCCUCUCCCUCUCACUCCCAUGGGGAACCCACCCAGGGUCAGUCACGCUGCUGUGGGGCUGCUUUUGGACAGAAACCCUCUAGUGGGGGCAUCGGUUCACAGGUGACGAGCGGCAGCAGUUGGGGUGGGUUGGCUGGUUUUUUCACCCCUAGACUCAUAAAAAAGACCCUGGGACUACGGACAGGAAAGACAACCUCUUCAGAGGAUGGUGGAAGUAUAGCUAGUGGGUCUAAACCCUUCCCUAGGUCCAAUUCUACCUCCUCGAUGUCUGCUGGGCUGCCAGACCUGGAGCGCAUGGCUCUGACUUUACCCAGGAACCGUAGUGCUAAACCCCCUCUAGAGAGGACUGCCUCCACAACGUCGCAGCCAGAGAACGGGGCUGCUCGGCCCUCAGAAACUCUGCUGAGGCGGAUGGAUGAGGGGACUGCACAGAUCAGGGAAAGGCCCAAAGCCAAGCUACUACCCCGGGGCUCUGCUGCAGGGGUGAGGGCACCAGGAGUUGGGGGGAGGUGGGGGGAAUCGGCCAGGGAGGGUAGAGAGGAGAGUGGGGGAGGACUGGACAGGCAGCAGAGUUGGUCAUCUCCCUCUAAGACUUGUAGUUUGAGUGCUCCAACAGCUGCAACAGGUGCACCAACUCACAACCACAAAGUCCCAGUCCUGAUCUCCCCCACGCUGAAGCACAGCCCAGCUGACGUGCACCUGGUCGGGCUUGACUCUCAGGGGAACCGCUUCAAACUGCUGUCUGAGCACCAAGCAGACCGGGACAGGCCGCGGCUUGUAAAACCCAAGUGUGCUCCUCCUCCCCCUCCCACUCUGCGCAGCCUACAGCACUCCUACAGCGGCGACGGAGAGGAGCAGGUAGGAGGAGCACCUGUGGAAGUAAACGGAGACACAUUGAAAGGCCACAGGUCAGGGCGAAUGUCAGGAGGAGCGACGACGGGCAGACCGUCAGUGCCACCACCACAAGUGCCUCCUGCAUCUUCCUCCUUUUCCUCGUCUUGCUCUGCCACCACCAACACAACUCCCACAAAAAUGGCCAAUGGAGCCACCACCACUGCCUCCUCCUCCUCACACGCAGCUGGUUCCAAAGUGGCACUUCGGCGGACCAGGCAACAAGCAGAGAGGGUGCCCCUGGAGCGGGUGAGUCGCGAAGCCCUGCUGGAGAGCGCUGAGUGCCUGAGCAGCGCCCUCCAUGCCAGCUCCGAAAGCCCCGCCAGCAGCCAGGUGCUGGAUGCUGGCCACCAGCUGCUAGACUACUGCUCAGGUUAUGUGGACUGCAUCCCUCAGAUGAGGAACAAAUUUGCCUUCCGAGAGGCAGUGGGGAAGCUGGAGCUCAGCCUGCAGGAACUGAGGGCCUCGUCCUCGGGAGGUGGAGGGCUGAGCAGUGUCGGACCCAACACUGUACUGGACAACCUGCACAGCUGUAUUAAAGAGAUUAGGGACGUAGUACAGAGGUAGCCACUGUGACACCAACUGUCUCCUCUGACUACCUGACAGAUCGCUUAUAUUCCCUUUUUUUUAUGUUUCUGGUUCUAUUGACACCUUUUUGGGGGACAAAAUGAGAAGAAUCUCUUAAGUACCUCAGAGAAAUCACUACAAAAAAUUUAAUCUUUUUAUUGUUUACAAACAACCGUUUCAUAAAAUGCCAGUGUGGACACUAAUUUUGCUCUGACCUGUACAUAUUGAGAAAUGUUUAUACCAAACAAAAUGUGGUUUGAGUCACACCAUGAAAUGUUUAGCCCCAUGUCUCAACCCGGCCUCAAUAAAGGCCUCUUUGUUAAAUGAAUGUCGAGUGUAUCAGCUGUGUGUAGCCAGCCCAGAGAGUAGGUCUCACUGUGCUUAUCUGUCAGUGUGUCACAUACUGAGCGAGAAUGGUGAUGGUUGUGCCCAGCCUUACUGAGAAUACUAGACAACUGUUUUCACUGACUAAGCUCCAACGGUGUUUCACAAAUGCGUGAAUCAUCAGUUGGGUGUGCUGUUUCACAGUAGAGAAUUUUGCUCAGUGUCUGGGGAACUGAGUGUGACCGUAAGCCAUUUUUUAAGCCAUUGUAUUCUAAAGUAUCGGAAAUUACAUCAACAUCAGGAUUCAAUAUAAUUCAAGGUUUCGGGGUCUCAAUUUAACACUUGUUCAUAGAUUGCUACAGACAUUUUUAGGGUAGGUGGACAAAUGCGAUAAAAUUAUAACUUCUUCUUUUGUUGCUAUCGGAUUAAAGCCUUUUUGUUGAGCGUAAUCUUUAAAGAAUAAUCAACUGUUGAUGCUGACAUUCCCACGUGUCCACACCAGGUGAGACCGUUAAGAAAAGACUGAAGGGAUCACUUACAUCAUUAAAAGUUGUGUGCAUUUGACAAGCGUGUAAAUAAGCUCAAGUGAACAGUAAAGGUUUACGUUUCAGUAAUACCAAAUAGGCUUAUCAAAUCUAAAAGAAAGAUUUAUAUGAAUCUAUUUUGUUUAUUUCCCACAACACUAAAACAUAAUAAAUGAAUGUGGGGUGUCUUUAUCAUAUGCACAGCAAUUGUGUCGCUUCAGUGACGUGACUGAUGUUCACACCUUAACACAGUGCCACAUAAAUGGGGGGGGGGGUCCCCUAAAGCAUUUCAAUAUUUAUGUCCAGUUAUUCUUGCACACUUACAUUUCUUCCUUGUUUGAUGGAGUGUAAAAGAGUGGAGCGAGGAGAGGGAGGGCACAGGGUAGCGCAUGAGGAGGUGAAUUGGGACAGUAUUUCUAUAAGUGUCCUUCUGAGUAUGGACAGUGCUGGAUUCCCUGUAGCCUUGUCGUGGCCUCAGUGCCUCAAAUUCUUCAAUGUAUGAACACUGCGAAAUGCAGAGACCUACUUUACACUAAUCACACAGUACUGAUCUCUCAACAAACAAACUGCAGUAUGUCUUCAGCACAUGAGCGAUUUGUACAUUAUUUGGUUCAAAGAAAAAUGCUUUUAGAAUGUCUAUGUAUGAACUUGAAUUUUAAAUUAUUCCUGUUUUUUUUUUUAUUAAAAGCACAGACCUAUUUUGAGAGAAAAGUUAUGUAAAUAUUUGAUUUAUUUCAUAUCCAGGAAACAAAAGAUUUAUGUGUGGUUACAGCAUAAAGAGCAAUGUUUUUGACUGAAGAGAUGUAUUGCAAGACUGAGGCUCAUCCACCCAGAUCUGAAUAUCUGCUUUAUGAAUGUAUUAUUCUUCCGUUCUGAACCCGGUCGAAUGUUCAUCUGCAUGACUCUUUAAACUCUUAAGGUGCCAUUCUUUUUUUAUUUAUUGUCAUUUUUAUUUGCCCAUACUUAAAAUUUUGGUCACUCUAAAGAAUUAAGUCCAGAAACAGCUGCUCUGUUUAUUUUAUUUUUUUUAGCACAAACAAAAACUGUGUACAGUGCACACACAACUCAGAUAUUUUUUUUUAUUUUCUUUAUUUUGGCUCACAUCUUAAUGUACACUGGAUAAGGCCUCAGACACAUCAGCUCAUUGACACAUGUUGGAUACGAAUACUACAAAAUCUAAUCUGUAAACACUGCAGGUCCAUAACACUUUCAACAUGUCUGUUAUUGACACUUGAUGGAUUGCCAAGUAAAAGUUUUUGUCAACUUGUUUUGUGGUGCAUUCAUAUCAUUUCAUGCUAUUAUGUGUCAGUAUAAAUGUCCAAUUUCUUGCCAAACAGGAUCCUUUGAGACAAACUGAUGAUUAAUUUAUAAUUCACUGUGAGUUUCAAAUAACAUGGAUGAAAAAUAGCCAUCUUUUUUUUUUUUUAUGAUUCUUGGUGCCUUUUUGUGAACAAAUAAUUUAUGUACAGUACACUAUCACUGCAACAGGCAUGGCAACGUCAAAGUCCAUCAUUAACACAUUCACGUGUCUUCUUUACUUUGCCAUGAGAUUGCGAUAAAUAAAAGUGAAAAUAUUACUACAGCAUGCAUUUCUGUCAUUCGGAGGUUUAAUGGUCAGAUGCAAACUUGAAACCGAAACGGUGCACUUUGUCUAUUAAGAUUAUGUAUCUAGAUGCUCAGUUACUAAUGCCAUUUAUUAGUGGCCAUUAACACUGUUAGUGCAGCCACACCUGGUUAAAUGACACAUACGAGUCUGCUGCACUAAACCCAAGCUGCUCUGUUGUCUCAUACUCUGACCACAUCAAUAGUUUUGUCUAAAAAUGUUUCUUUAUAUUUGCCAAGCACCAGUCUGGCCUCUUUGCCUGUUAAUUUUCUGUUGAUUUUUAGUGUAUCUCUAUGGAGCAGGUUUCACUAAAAGCCUUAUCAAAGAGUGAUAUAUAACCUUCCAGAGUCAAACACAUUUCCAGUCUGGACUAUUAUUGUUAUUUUUUUUAAGAAAUAAAUCAUGUAGAAAUUCAAUAAAUGAUUACAAUGUUAGUAAAUUCACUUGGUACCGCUGUUUUUCCCUCGAAUCUGAUGCGAUGCUGUUGGACACAAAUUUCUGCUUAUUCUCAUUAUCAGUCUUCUGCGUUGUCUUUCUUUAUGUUGUCUGCAUUUAUCCUGUAUAUCUGUUUUUUUUCCUUUCUGUCUCCCUGUUUUGGAGAACAGCUCUGGAGAACGUGUGUACACAUCAUUAUACCAAAGGCCACUUCUUCAGUUGUACGAGUGCAAUGUAAACCAACACACACAAUAAUGGAAUAUGUGAAUCUAAACAGGGAUGAAAAAAUGGCAGAGAUGUUAACAUUAACUUUUUUAUUGUACAAAAUAUAUAUUUUGUGUUUUUUUUUUUAUUUAAAGCUCACGUUAUAUUACUGUGAAGUUUUGCUUAUCAGUGUUAAGCCUAUUGUAAAUAAUAAAGAUAUUGAUGAAUACUG
This is a messenger RNA of Dicentrarchus labrax (European seabass), 7511 nucleotides long. It is a transcript of the gene abl2, whose product is annotated as c-abl oncogene 2, non-receptor tyrosine kinase. The coding region runs from base 551 to 4189 and encodes 1212 amino acids. The transcript has 11 exons. Gene Ontology annotation, molecular function: non-membrane spanning protein tyrosine kinase activity; protein binding; ATP binding. Lineage: Eukaryota; Metazoa; Chordata; Actinopteri; Moronidae. Gene Ontology annotation, biological process: protein phosphorylation; regulation of apoptotic process. The record is from RefSeq and is a predicted model, not a curated record.